AUGGCUCUUCCUUCAAUAUACUCUUUCUUAGUCUUUGUCUCCUUCCUCGUCUCAGUCUCACACUCCAUACCCUUCAUUGUUAUUCAUGGAAUUGGGGAUCAGUGCUCUAACCGCGGAGUGAAUAAAUUCACGCAGCAAUUGAGCAGCUUUUCUGGUGCUGAAGGAUAUUGCGUCGAGAUUGGCAAUGGAUCAUGGGAUUCAUGGUUUCUGCCUUUGAAAAAGCAGACUGAGAUUGUUUGUGAAAAGGUGAAACAAAUGAAAGAAUUGAAGCAAGGGUACAACAUUGUUGGACUUUCCCAGGGGAAUUUAAUUGGUCGAGGCGUUGUGGAAUUUUGUGAAGGAGGACCUCCCGUGAAAAACUUAAUCUCUUUAGGUGGCCCUCAUGCUGGUACUGCUUCAGUUCCCCUAUGUGGUUCAGGUAUCUUUUGUGUUCUUGCAGACCAACUCAUCAAGGGAGAGGUUUACAGUAGCUAUAUUCAGGAACACUUGGCUCCUAGUGGCUAUCUUAAAUUACCGAAUGCCAUACCUGAUUAUUUGGACAAGUGUAGAUUUCUUCCAGACCUUAACAAUGAAAUACCAGCUAAGAGAAAUUCCACUUACAAGGAAAGAUUUAGUAGCUUGCAGAAUUUGGUACUUAUCAUGUUUGAGCACGACAGUGUUUUAAUACCAAAGGAAACUUCCUGGUUUGGAUAUUACCCAGAUGGCUACUUCAACCCGGUUUUACCACCACAAUCAACACAACUCUACAUUGAGGAUUGGAUAGGCUUAAGAACUCUAGAUGAAGCUGGUAAAGUUCACUUCAUUAGUGUUCCAGGAAAGCAUCUCGGAAUCUCCGAAUCGGAUAUGAAAAAGCAUAUAGUGCCAUAUUUGAAGGAUCAAACAUCCCUAGAAGAUAGCAUCAAUAAGGCCAGGUUCAGAAUUCAAGGAGUUAAUCAGAAAGUUAUUCAAAGCAACAGGAUGGAGGUAGAACCGUCAUCCUCUCCAUUACUUGAUGGGUCAUUGUCGUAUUCGUGGCCAGCACCAUUCAAUACUUUCAUUGGUGAUUUGAUUGGCAUUAAUGAAGAGAAAUCUACAUGA
Sphenostylis stenocarpa is the source of this 1077-nucleotide messenger RNA. The record is from the annotation of a GenBank genome assembly. Lineage: Eukaryota; Viridiplantae; Streptophyta; Magnoliopsida; Fabales; Fabaceae.